This is a messenger RNA of Gilbertella persicaria, 1218 nucleotides long. Its product is annotated as solute carrier family 35 member SLC35F1/F2/F6. The transcript is spliced from 3 exons. Bases 37 to 1134 code for a protein of 365 amino acids. Gene Ontology annotation, molecular function: transmembrane transporter activity. Lineage: Eukaryota; Fungi; Mucoromycota; Mucoromycetes; Mucorales; Choanephoraceae. Gene Ontology annotation, cellular component: membrane. The record is from RefSeq and is a predicted model, not a curated record. Gene Ontology annotation, biological process: transmembrane transport.
UUUUUUUUUUCUUUCUUUCUUUCUUUCAUUCUUUAAAUGGAGGAAACACCUAAAAAAGCAUGGAGAGAUCGAAUUGCUUUCCUAAAAGAUCCUCGGUUUUACAAAGUACUUAUUUUGGGCCAAUCAGUACUUUCGUUGUGCAUCACAGGCACUAAUGUAACAACUACCAAAUUAAACAACGCUUAUAAUUUCUCUGCUCCUACUACACAAACAUUUUUAGUAUAUGCUGCUUUAGCUUUAGCAUACAACAGUUAUGCCAUUUAUAAAAGAGGCAUUCGUGGUUGGCUUUUGCAGUUUUGGAGAAGAGGCAUCUAUUAUUUUAUUUUAGGGCUCAUUGAUGUGGAGGGCAACUAUUUUGUAGUGAAAGCGUAUCAAUACACUUCUCUUUUAUCUGCCAUGUUAUUGAAUUGUUGGAGUACGCCUGUAUGUAUGAUCUUGUCUUUUUUCUUGAUGAAAAUACGUUAUCGUUGGCUUCAAUGCUUAGGUGUGGCUAUUGCGCUAGGUGGCAUGGGCAUGCUGAUUGCAAGUGAUGUAAUAGAAGGAAAGGACUAUGCUGCUGUUGAUGCAGUGAAGGGCGAUCUGUUUUGUCUUUUGGGUGCCACUCUUUAUGGCUUCUCUAAUGUCGGCGAAGAAUUCAUGGCUCGUAAACAUCCUUUGUAUGAAGUCAUUGGUAUGUUUACUUUCUUUGCAAUGUUUAUCAAUUUUGUUCAGUUGAUGAUUUUGGAACGCAAUGAAUUUGCUGCUUUCUCAAGCAAUCCUGAAGCAGUUGGUAUGGUCAUGGUAUACACUGUCUGUAUGUUUAUAUUGUACUCUCUGGCUCCAGUCAUGUUUCGACUGGGAAGCGCAGUUUUGUACAACCUAUCCUUGUUAACUUCUAACUUUUAUGGCUUGAUUUUUGGUAUUGGGCUAUUUGGCUACCAUAUCACUAUUAUGUAUCCUUUUGCUUAUGUGGUUAUUAUCAUGGGUAUUGCUAUCUAUCAUAUUUUCCCUACACCUCAACCAAACAUCGGCUCCUUUGAUGCAGAAAAGGCAGAGAAAGAGAGGGAUGAAUUAAUGAAUGGUAGACAACAUCAAAAGAAUGAAGUAACUGUACCUGAGAUUUUCAUUCAUCAUGAUAUGAACAGUUCUAAAUAGAAUUGGACAAACAUUUCUUACACAUACAAUGGGCACUUUAUGUCUUUUGGUCCAUCUGUAAAUAAAUAAAAUAUACGUAUAUAU